AUGGCCGUAACUUUCCUGUUUGCUCCAGUACAUUGGUAUGUCAUUGAAGAGCCACGAUCAACAAGCUGUGUUGUUGAGCCAAGUAAUCGUCCUGAACCGCAGUGUCUUACAAGUGACAGUAAAACUAUCGAGUUACAGCACCACGAAAACAUGAAAGUUUCUUGUCGGCUAACAUCCGACCAUGCUACCAAGAAGAAGUACGAUUUGCUAAGACGAAAGGUUAUUACCGUAUGUGUACCAUCAGUAAGAUUUGAUAAAGUUGCAAGAAAGGGUCUCAAUAUGACUCAGUUCGACUUUGAAAAGGCUUUUUAUAACCAGAAGUUUCGCCUCAACAAAGAAAAACUUCUGAAAAAGAGUCGCAAACUUGACGAAGGCGAUAUAUUGGAUCUGGUUACCCGGGAAGAAUGUGGAAAAAUUUACGGGAAACGCGUUAUACUCAUAAAUGUAGCUGAAAAGGGUUGUGGUUUUUCAAUGUGCCUUGCAUUCCGCAAAAUCCGAUCAAGACCGCCUAUUGCUCUGUUUUUGAGCGUAUUGUUGCUCUGUGUGACAUUCCUUUCGAGUGCCUUGAUUAGAUUUCAUACAGAAAAGUCGAUUCCCGAUUCGGACGUUAGGACGAAUGCUGCUAAAAUGCUACAUACCUUUUCGGAACUCGAAUUCUGCAGCGAACCUUGGACGAGCUUCCCAAAACAGUUUCAGCUAAAUGACGCCUUUUUGCUCAAUCUUGAUAGUUUGAACUACAGAAAGUCGGAUCAAGUUUUCUCUCGCAACUUUCGACUUGGUAUAAUUUACUCAUACAAACCGACAAUAAAGAGUAAACCGCUGUUUGCUCAAAUGCGUGGCAGUCAUCUUGGAUUCACAGGUAAAUCCUCAUGGAGAAAACAGAAGGUUCCUUCGCUGUGGCUCAGAGGUGAUCAGUACCUACCCUUGGAGCACAGACUACCGCCUGCUGAAGCUGUUGCGCUCGAAAGUAUAGAGUUAAAAAAGAAGGCUCGUCUAAUUCAAGUGUCUACCGAGGAUAUGGAGGUGAAAUACUAUUUAAGGCAACUCGGUGAACCAAUCUGUCUGUUUGGCGAAGAUGGAGCCGACAGGCGGGAACGUCUACGAAUGUUUCUAGCAGUAUCCGGAGGGCCGGCUCAGCGUCCCAUCCUCGAUGUUUCCGACGCAAAAAACUCCACAUUGGCAGCUCGUGACAACAAUACGGUCUGGUACCACCAAGGUCCGGAGGGUCUGGCGGAGGCGCGAAUGUGGAUUGCGAAGUACUCCUUAGCUCAGGCCAAACAACGUCUCGAACGGUCCAGGCGUUACUAUGCUUCCACGCCUGAGCCCCAACGCAAGGCUCGCUAUCAGGAAUACCUAAAAAUCCUUCGGAGCACGGCACUUGUGUGCAGUCAGGUGGGUGACACGCGGCCUCUGACUUGUUGCCAAUUCUCGCCGGACGGGGAGAUGCUGGCGACCACGUCUCUGAGUGGUCUGUGUCGCCUCUGGUUGGUGCCAAAUUGUGAGCUGCAGAUGAACCUACGCGGCCACCAGUCAGGCGCCUGUUGCAUCGCCUGGCACCCUCAGGCCCGCCUUCAACCCAACCUCCAAAUUGCUCUCGCCAGCUCUGCGCAGGACGGGAGUGUGAAGCUGUGGAGCUUAGACAACGAGGAGCCGCUGGCGGACAUCGAGGGUCACGCGCCUUACCGCGUCUCACGAAUCGCUUUCCACCCCUCGGGUCGCUUUUUGGGUACGACUUGUUUCGACUUCUCUUGGCGCCUGUGGGACCUGGAGGUGUGCGUCGAGAUCCUCCACCAGGAAGGCCACUCAAAACCCGUCUAUGACAUCGCCUUCCACCCCGAUGGCUCGCUGGCCCUCACUGCCGGUCUAGAUAGCUACGGGCGUGUGUGGGAUUUGCGCACCGGCCGGUGCAUCAUGUUUCUCGAGGGCCAUUUGGAGGAGAUGCUAGGCGUCGAUAUCGCCGCCAACGGCUACCACGCCGCUUCUUCCUCCGCCGAAAAUUGUGUUCGCAUUUGGGACCUGCGCCAACAGCAGACAAUAUAUGUCAUCCCUGCGCACACCAGUGUUGUCAGCUCGGUAAAAUUCGAACCGGGAAGUCAUAAUUACUUAGUGACGAGUUCCUUUGAUAAGACGAUCAAGUUGUGGGGUCACCCCUUGUGGUCGCCGAUCCGAACGCUGGAGGGCCACUCAGGACGCUGUGUCUACGCAGAUAUCUCGCCGGAUAAAAAACUCAUUGCCUCUGCGUCCCACGAUCUUACCUUCAAGUUGUGGUCUCCCCACGCUGGGGAACAUCACUAG
Echinococcus granulosus is the source of this 2295-nucleotide messenger RNA. RefSeq names its product U4/U6 small nuclear ribonucleoprotein Prp4. Gene Ontology annotation, cellular component: U4/U6 x U5 tri-snRNP complex. The coding region runs from base 1 to 2295 and encodes 764 amino acids. NCBI's taxonomy places the organism in Eukaryota, Metazoa, Platyhelminthes, Cestoda, Cyclophyllidea, Taeniidae. The record is from RefSeq and is a predicted model, not a curated record. Gene Ontology annotation, biological process: mRNA splicing, via spliceosome. Gene Ontology annotation, molecular function: protein binding; U6 snRNA binding; U4 snRNA binding. The transcript has 13 exons.